AUGGCCUCCUCGGCGCCGCCCGCGGUCGAUCCUCGCGAGGAACUCCCCGCCGAACAGACCACCACAACGGAGGAGAAGAGCAGCUCAGACAACGCGAACACGAAUCCCCCAUCGACAUCGACAGAUUCAACGCAAUCGCAAGCCCAGAAACAACCUAGCCAGACUGCCGCGCAAGAUGAUGACGACGAUGAUGACUCCGACUUUGACGAGCUAGACGGUAGGUUGAUACCAAACCCACUUAACCCCGCCAAAAUCCUCUCCGCGCACAUCCACCAAGCAUGGCCGCUACAACUGAACUUCGUCGCCUCAUCAAUCCAUCUCAGUCAUCAUCCACUUGGCAUACGUGAACUAACAUGUAAUUCUACCCUCUGCAGACGUCCUCGAUAA
Molecule: messenger RNA, 387 nt
Organism: Aspergillus melleus
Lineage: Eukaryota; Fungi; Ascomycota; Eurotiomycetes; Eurotiales; Aspergillaceae
Exons: 1
Coding region: 1-387 (128 amino acids)
Source: RefSeq, a predicted model, not a curated record